Camponotus floridanus (Florida carpenter ant) is the source of this 1829-nucleotide messenger RNA. RefSeq names its product glycine receptor subunit alpha-2-like. Gene Ontology annotation, biological process: nervous system process; chloride transmembrane transport; chemical synaptic transmission. Gene Ontology annotation, molecular function: transmembrane signaling receptor activity; chloride channel activity; extracellular ligand-gated monoatomic ion channel activity. NCBI's taxonomy places the organism in Eukaryota, Metazoa, Arthropoda, Insecta, Hymenoptera, Formicidae. The record is from RefSeq and is a predicted model, not a curated record. Gene Ontology annotation, cellular component: membrane; neuron projection; synapse. Bases 196 to 1716 code for a protein of 506 amino acids. The transcript has 9 exons.
UCUCACAUACUUACCUCGGAAAAUACAUGUAUAAUUCAAACGAGUCCGGAGGAGCACCAUGAGAGAGUGGGAGUGAGGUUUGUCUGGGCGUCUGGUUUCCAACAAAUUUGCUCACCGGAGUACACUUGCGAGUUACAAAGAAAGAUCAGUCGGAAUUCAUUAGUUGUACAGUUAAGUGAUGAAGGAAAUUUAAGAAUGAUUCUCGGAAGAAAGAUCUUUAUUUUGGCGUUCUUCGUUCAUCUGUUGCAGUUAUCAUCGUUCGCAAAUGCGACCACAGUAUCCGGAAAUUGCCCGUCGUUCAGUAGUUCCAUGACACAAACGGAACUUUUGCAAGAAUUAGCGAACGAAUGCCGUUACGAUAAAAUGGUCAGGCCACCGGGAGUAAUUAACACCACGGACCCGAUCAAGAUUUAUACAAAAGCCUUUAUUUACACAAUAAAAUCAAACAUGGCCAAACUGCAAUUUGACGUGCAUCUGAUGCUGCAGUUCCGAUAUCUUGAUAAACGGCUGAAAUUUUCGGAUAUAGCUCCUUAUAUGACUCAAAUAUACGGCGGUCAGAACGCUCAUGCUCUAAUUUGGACACCUACCGUAUACGUCGCGAAGGAACGUACUUCAGCAGUGAUGGGAAGUGGCGUCAAAGAUCUGCUCAUCUCCAUCAGUUCUCACGGCACGGUUAUUUUAAAUACAAGACUGGAAGCGACACUCAAUUGUGGCUUCCGAUUGGAAAAGUUCCCAUUUGAUGUGCAGGAAUGCCCGUUGAUCUUCGAAAGCUGGACUCAUAAUGUGAACGAAAUGAUAUUGGACUGGGAUAAGGAUCCGAUUGUUAUUGCGAACGAUUUGUAUCUAACGGAAUACAAGCUCGUCGACACCUGGGCCAAUAGCUCUGGAGUAUCUUAUACCUCGUGGCAAUAUCAUUACGGGCAUUUUGCCGGCAAUUUCAGUUCAAUAAAUAUCACAUUUAAAUUAGCACGCGAAAUGGGAUUUUUCAUGAUGGAUUAUUACGUACCAUCUAUAUUAAUCGUAGUAAUUUCUUGGGUAUCCUUCUGGUUGCAUCAAGAUGCGAGUGCACCGCGAAUACUUCUAGGAACGAAUACUAUCUUGACAUUUAUGACGCUUGCUUCGAAAGUGGGAAAUUCAUUGCCGAAAGUCUCUUACAUAAAGGCAAGUGAGAUUUGGUUUUUGGGCUGUACAAUAUUUCUGUUCUCGGCGAUGGUCGAAUUUGCCUUCGUUAAUACCAUAUACCGAAGAAAAAAAAAUGUACCAUUGAAAAAGGUCAACAGCAAAUACAUCCUUAAGUCUACUUUAACGCCACGACUUGCGCGAAAGCAAUUCCAGAAAAAUACAACCGGAUUAGAACGAUCGCGAUCGUGGUCGUCAUUAGAUAAUACAAAUACGAGCAGCGAGCAAGACUUCACGAGUCAAAAUUAUCUCACCGUACACAGUUUUCCAAGCACGAUCAAUAUUCCUUCGGUGAGAAUAGAGGAGGAUAAGGAUCCGGAUCCUUGUCCGGAUUCUGUCGGCAGCAUCACGACCAUCGACAGCGGUACUCCACCGCCUAAGCCAUUUCCACGCAGACCGACUCUCGCCAAGUUGCACAAUUUCACAACGAUGACACCGCAAGAGAUCGCUCAGUGGAUCGACAAACGCAGCAGGAUAGUAUUUCCUGUGUCGUUCAUCAUAUUUAAUAUUCUCUAUUGGUCUUUCAUAUGGAUCUGAGAGCUUGUAAUGAUUUGUACAAUUUGAUUCAUGCAAUGAAACUUGGAAUAAUGUAAAUGAUAAAAAAUGGACAGAACCAACGUUUCCAAAAAGGUAAAAAAUUGCAAUUUUUC